CUCUAGUGUGUGAUACUCAUAAUAUUUUCGGCUUCAUCGAAUCGAUUAUUUAACGCCAGAGAGAGAUCUCGCGCAGUAGAUAUGGUUUUCUUCGCCACCUACAAAUCCAAGCGGAUUUUGCCGCCGUCCUUUCUCAUGAAAUCCGUCACACGGGCGCGUGCGAUCACGGAGUUUUACUGGCAUCGUGCGUGGAAUGGAACGCUCAUGUGGUUAAUCCCCGGCGAUUUUCGUAUCUGGGCCUUUGCCAUUCCGAUUGUUUAUUUCUUCCACCGAUGGCAUAAUGAUCAUAUGUUAGAGCACGACUUCUGUGAGAAGGCGAUGAUUAAGCGCUGGGGAGGCACUUUAGAUGAGGUUCGGAAGCUCUCCCCGCAGGAUCAGCUCCGCGUUCGGAGCUUUGUGGAGUUGGAAAAGUAUUACGCCUCGUACGGGCCCAGGGAUCUCAUUGUACAACCCCCAGGUGAUCCCCUUCCCGGGAAGGAUUACUAUCAGGAUAAUGCCAACCUGCAUCAUUAA
This is a messenger RNA of Phytomonas sp. EM1, 513 nucleotides long. The record is from the annotation of a GenBank genome assembly. Lineage: Eukaryota; Euglenozoa; Kinetoplastea; Trypanosomatida; Trypanosomatidae.